GUUUUUGUCCAUACAAACUGAGGGACAGGGAAGGACAAAGUAACUAUACACUUCAGCAACUAUGAAACAGCAAGCUGGGAAAUUCUGUGUUUACGCAGUACCUUUUUGCCUGUUCUCCUUGUGGAUGGCUGCCUACAUCGGCGCUGAAGAUGCAGUGAAGGAGAAUGCAACCGUCCCCUUCAGCUCUCCUGCAACAGCCUACAAAGUGGUGCUGCCCCCAGUGGUGACCACCCACGAGCCAGGGCUUCCAUUUGUGUCUCAGACCCCAGCCAAGGAGAAAGCCAAAGAAGGCGAAACCGUGGUCCUGAACUGCCAGUUUCACAGUCCCUGGGGUCCAUCUCUGAACAAGCUGACAGUGAAGUGGUACAAAGAGGAUGAAAAGGGGCAGUGGGACCUACUGGAGAACAAUGUGACUCUUUUGACAAACUACUCCAGGGCGUUCUUAAAUGGGAACCUAACCCAGGGAGAUGCCUCCCUGACUAUCCUCAAUGUGACAGCCAGGGAUCAUGGCAUCUAUUUCUGCCAGGUGACAUGGUCCAGUGGGAAAGUGGUGACAGGAAGUGGCACAAAGCUCAGGAUCAGGAGGGCACUGGGGUUGUUUGGCAUCGAAGAAUCCAUUGGAACAAUCAUUGGGGUUGUGGCAGCUGGUAUAGGAGGCUUGGUGGUUCUGAUUAUAGUUUUAACCCCUCGGUUGAGGAAGUGUCUCCUGUGCUUAAAGCAAGCGCCUCUUCAAGCAUAGCUUGAGCUGCGUGGUUACAGAAGACCCCAGAAGACUUUCAACAGCUUCUUGUACGAAUGUCACGUCACAUUCUAUAAGCCUCAAGGGCAGCUGUCGGCGCGAUCCGUGUGUGCAGUCUAUAGCUACAAUAAAAA
Messenger RNA from Pelodiscus sinensis (Chinese soft-shelled turtle), 873 nucleotides. RefSeq lists its product as uncharacterized. The record is from RefSeq and is a predicted model, not a curated record. NCBI's taxonomy places the organism in Eukaryota, Metazoa, Chordata, Testudines, Trionychidae. Gene Ontology annotation, cellular component: plasma membrane.